Molecule: messenger RNA, 1873 nt
Organism: Chanos chanos (milkfish)
Lineage: Eukaryota; Metazoa; Chordata; Actinopteri; Gonorynchiformes; Chanidae
Gene: hnf1bb
Product: HNF1 homeobox Bb
Exons: 9
Coding region: 14-1657 (547 amino acids)
Biological process (GO): insulin secretion; pancreas development; positive regulation of DNA-templated transcription
Cellular component (GO): nucleus
Molecular function (GO): RNA polymerase II cis-regulatory region sequence-specific DNA binding; DNA-binding transcription factor activity, RNA polymerase II-specific
Source: RefSeq, a predicted model, not a curated record
CAACACCGGAUUGAUGUUUGCCGAAAUGGUGUCCAAGCUGACGUCUCUGCAGCAGGAGAUCUUGAGCGCGUUGCUGGAUUCCGGAGUCACUAAAGAUGUUCUCGUGCAAGCACUUGAAGAUUUAGAUCCUUGUACGUCUGAAAUGGGGGUCAAGAUGGAAAAACCCUAUUCCCCAGCCAGCGUCGGCAGUAGUAACGACGCGAAUUCAAAUCCCGUGUUUCUCACACUCACAAGUAGUCACAGUAAAAUUAACAAAUUGUCAGGCGACGAAGUCUCCGAAGACGGGGACGAUUUCGAUACGCCACCAAUAUUGCGGGAACUUCAGUCUCUAAACACCGAGGAAGCAGCGGAACAGAAGGCAGAAGUGGAUCGGAUGUUAUCUGAGGACCCUUGGCGGGCAGCGCGCACCAUUAAGGCCUACAUGCAACAACACAACAUUCCUCAGCGUGAGGUAGUGGACAUUACCGGACUUAACCAGUCCCACCUCUCCCAGCACUUGAACAAAGGGACGCCCAUGAAACCCACCAAGCGUGCCGCGCUCUACACCUGGUACGUCCAGAAACAGCGUGAGAUCCUCAGGCAAUUCAACCACAUUCGAGACUCUGACCUCAAUGACUCAGGCAGUCAGGAUCAGGUCCUGUUUUUUUCCUCAGAGUUCAGACACGCAGGGCAGGCCACGGGGUCCGGAGCCGUCACCGAUACGUCUCUCGGCGACGAGGGGGAACCUGGCUCCAAAAGGAUGAGACGGAACCGCUUCAAGUGGGGUCCAGCAUCGCAGGAGAUCCUUUAUCAGGCCUAUGAGAGACAAAGGAAUCCCAGCAAAGAGGAGCGCGAGGCCCUGGUCCAGGAGUGCAACAGGGCAGAGUGCAUGCAGAGAGGUGUGUCACCCUCCAAAGCUCACGGCCUGGGAUCCAACCUUGUCACGGAAGUGCGCGUUUACAACUGGUUUGCUAACCGGCGCAAAGAGGAGGCUUUCCGUCAGAAACUGGCAAUGGACUCGUACGCUGUGCACAGUUUAAACCCACUGUUAUCACAGGAAGCCUCACACAGCCAUCUCAGUCACAGGUCUACAUCACCAUCCAGCCAGAUUCAAGAAGUUAGGUACAGUCAGCAGAGAGGCAGUGAGAUCACUUCCUCUACGGGCAUCGGUCACCAUAGCAACAGCCAAUCAGCAUUGCAACAGGUGUCUCCAGGGGGGUUGGAUCCAUGUCACAGUCUGCUGUUGCCUGACUCCAAAAUGAUCUCAGUACCAGGUGUCUUGCCCCCAGUGAGUACGCUGACCAACAUUCACAGUCUGUCUCCAUCCGCUUACCACCAUCAGCAUCCCCAUCAGAGUUUAAUCAUGACUCUGGCUGCUCCCAGUUUAACAUCUCCGCAGUCUCACAGUGUGCCAGUCAUUAACAGUGUGUCUGGUCUGACUGCCCUCCAGUCGAGGCAGUUUUCUCCAGACACAAGCCUGACAUCACUGACCGCCCCUCCCAUGCCGCAGCAGCCUUUCCCUGCCACCGUCACGCAUUCAAACCUGUACUCUCUGAAACAGGAGCCCCCCCAGUUCUCCCACCCCUCUCGUUUCUCCUCCAUGGUGUCAGACUCCAGCAACAUCACACAUUUAGGCUCCAUGAGCUCCAGCAAACAGUGCCCCUUACAAGCCUGGUGAAUGUACACACCUGUGCAAGCACUUCCUUGUCGGCGGCCUAGCAACUAGAGAAGCUCACACUUGAUUUCAAAAGUCACCAUGGCAACUGCCUUGAGUCCAAGAACAAAUAGAAACUCUGGAUUUUUUGAAAGACAAAUGAAGGACAAUUGAUUGGAUCCAUGAUUUGGAUGACAAUGGAUUUCCACUGGCAAACUGGAAAAAGUAUCCCCUCCUUUG